CCCAUGUCCACGCGCCCCCUGAUUGGCUGCGGCAGGCGCCUAGAAGUGGCGUUGCACAUGCGCGCUUCUUCCGCGCGCCCGGGUUCUCUAGCGGUGUGUGUUGCUCUUCAACCUCGGGUCGUCUCCACCGCAACCCCAGUCCCCUGUCCGGGAGCUAAUCUCUGUUUGGAAUGUUCGUGGAACUCAAUAACCUUCUCAACACCACCCCUGAAAGCGUGGAGCAGGGCAAACUGACUCUGCUCUGUGAUGACAAAACAGAUGGCAGUUUUCUUGUGCACCAUUUUCUCUCCUUCUACCUCAAAGCUAAUUGUAAAGUCUGCUUUGUGGCACUCGUUCAGUCCUUCAGUCACUACAAUAUCGUGGGACAGAAGUUGGGUGUCAGCCUGACCACAGCGCGGGAACGCGGGCAGCUUGUGUUCCUGGAGGGUGUCAGGUCUUCUCUGGACGUCUUCUUCCAGACUCAGGAGGAGCCACACCCCCUGCAGUUUCUCAGGGAGGCCAAUGCUGGAAACCUGCAGCCGCUAUAUGAGUUUGUGCAGAAGGCCCUUCAGCCCACGGACAGUCGGGAGGCUGUGUGGAGGUGCCUGGUGCUGCUGGUGGACGACCUCAGUGUGCUGCUGAGUCUGGGUAUGAGGGCAGUGGCUGUGCUGGACUUCAUCCACUACUGCAGAGCCUCUGUGUGCUCCGAACUAAAGGGAAACAUAGUGGCCCUUGUGCAUGACAGUGGAGACGCCGAGGAUGAAGAGAACGACCUCCUGCUAAAUGGCCUCAGUCACCAGAGCCACCUGAUCCUUCGAGCUGAGGGUCUGGCCACUGGCUUCUGCAGGGAUGUGCAUGGGCAGCUGAGGAUCCUGUGGAGAAGACCACCACAGCACACAACCCAAUGGAAUCGGAGCCUCACUUACCAGUACAAGAUACAGGACAAAAGCGUGUCCUUUUUUGCCAAAGGAAUGUCUCCUGCUGUCCUGUGACCUGACUUAGGGACAACUGAAGCCAUCUUGGACUGUUCUCAGAUGUGAAAGAUAAAGCAGCUGAGCAGAAAUGGAUCUUUUCACCUUUGUGGUGGUAGCGCAGGCUGACCUCACAGCCCCACUGUGACCUGGGGGUGGUGCCUUUGUUUCCCUGGGCCCUGUUCAGAGAACUCACUGAGAACUCUGCCAUCCUAUCUCUGCUGCCUUUGCAUCCUGAACCCAGGGGAAGGAGUCCUUUGGAAUGUUCCAUGUCAAUAAGCUUUAACUCUAACUGCCCUUUUUGUUUUGUUGUGUGUGUCAGUGCCAGAGUGGAUCUGACUCUGCUAACCACCAGAGUGCGGCUACCAGGCAUUCAGGAUGACAACUAAGAUAAUCAUGACUGGUAUAAAGUGUGUUCCCACAUCCUGGCUUCCCAUGAAUUGUCUCAUUUAAUUUUCAGCUUCUUCCUGCACAGCUGUUUUCCCUUAAAUCCAGAGAUCUGUAAGCAUGCACAACGCUGCAGAGCCAGCUAUGGGUAAUGGAGACCUGACUCUAAAGUCCUGAUUGGUCACUGACCCUUGUGGAAACCAGAAACUCCCUUCCGAGUUCACAACUUUGAGUCUUCCUGAUUCCAUGUGUUGAUGAGAUGUAGUCAUCAGGGCCCAAUACCCUGACCUUGGUCUCAUGAGACUUUCAUUUGGAUCCCUCAUCUGCUUUUCUUGCUGCCAGGCAGUGUGGAAUCUUAGUGAGGAGCUGACAUCUCCCUUACCUGUGAAGAAAGGGAGCUCUUACCCUGCAUCCUCUGGGUUCCAUCUUGCAACACUGAGCCCCUCAGUCACAGUCACUUCCAAGUGGACACCAGGGCAGUUCUCUGAAAUGAGGUGCGUUUUAUAGUAUGUAAAUUAUACCAGAGUGAAUUUGACUUUAAAAAUAAAUAAAAUGUAAAAAAGCACUGCUUUGCAGUGAGUUAGGUAAGUUUCAUCUGUUAGUUAAUUUAACAUUUAUUUUGUUAUUUUUACUCUUUUUUAAAAAAAUUUUUUUGAAGAUUUAUUUAUUCAUGCAUACAAGAACUGGGGUACAGGCCAGAGGUGUGGAGGGUGAGAGGAUUCACCAGAGACAGAGUGGGGAGCAGAACAGAUUGACUUAAAUACACUGCUGAGAGUUGCAGCGGGCGAGUCAGAAGAGAUCUGUUGCGCCAAGUGGAUAGUUCCCUGGCUGGGGAUUGAACUCAUGCUGCAGUGGCUGCGGAUAGCUUCAUAGGUUGUGUCUUAACCCCUUGUACCACCAGGGAGGCCCAGAACAGGCAGAUUGAGUGAAAACACUUCAGAGGGGGGCAGCUGGCUAGUCAGGAGAGGUGUACUGCACCAUGAGGGUAUCUCCCUGGACGGCUGGGGAUGGGGAUUGAACUCAUACUGCAGAGUCUGCGAUAGCUUCAUAGUGCUAUGCUUAACCCUUUGCGCCACCAGGGAGGCCCUAUUUUUAGUCUUUUUAAAAGAGAACAAUUUAUCACCCCUCUCCUCUAAUCAGAUCUUUGUGUUGAUUACUCCAAUGAACUAGUUUCUGCUUUUAUUCUUAAAAUAUUGCAGACCUGAUAGAAUUUUUGAACAUUUUGAGUGUAAGAGAAAGUAGUAUUAAAAACCCAGUGAUUCUUUUAGUAAUUCUUCAGUAUUUAUAUAACCUUCAUUUGAGCUAUAUUUCUUUUUUUUUUUUUUUAAACAGAG
Talpa occidentalis (Iberian mole) is the source of this 2671-nucleotide messenger RNA. It is a transcript of the gene ELP6, whose product is annotated as elongator acetyltransferase complex subunit 6. Gene Ontology annotation, cellular component: elongator holoenzyme complex. The record is from RefSeq and is a predicted model, not a curated record. The transcript is spliced from 7 exons. NCBI's taxonomy places the organism in Eukaryota, Metazoa, Chordata, Mammalia, Eulipotyphla, Talpidae. The coding region runs from base 171 to 971 and encodes 266 amino acids. Gene Ontology annotation, biological process: tRNA wobble uridine modification.